AUGUUCUACCACAUCUCCCUGGAGCACGAGAUCUUGCUGCACCCGCGCUACUUCGGCCCCAACCUGCUCAACACGGUGAAGCAGAAACUCUUCACCGAGGUGGAGGGGACCUGCACGGGGAAGUACGGCUUUGUCAUUGCUGUCACCACCAUUGACAAUAUUGGUGCUGGUGUGAUCCAGCCAGGCCGAGGUUUUGUUCUUUACCCAGUUAAGUACAAGGCCAUUGUGUUCCGGCCCUUUAAAGGGGAGGUGGUGGACGCUGUCGUCACUCAGGUCAACAAGGUUGGACUCUUCACAGAGAUUGGACCCAUGUCCUGCUUCAUCUCUCGACAUUCCAUCCCUUCGGAGAUGGAGUUUGAUCCUAACUCAAACCCACCGUGUUAUAAGACGAUGGAAGAGGACAUUGUGAUUCAGCAGGAUGAUGAGAUCCGUUUGAAGAUUGUGGGAACCCGCGUGGAUAAGAACGACAUUUUUGCUAUUGGCUCCCUGAUGGACGAUUACCUGGGCCUUGUGAGCUGAGUGCGGGGACCUCCUACC
This is a messenger RNA of Chrysochloris asiatica (Cape golden mole), 537 nucleotides long. It is a transcript of the gene POLR2G, whose product is annotated as polymerase (RNA) II (DNA directed) polypeptide G. Gene Ontology annotation, cellular component: RNA polymerase II, core complex; P-body. Gene Ontology annotation, molecular function: single-stranded DNA binding; translation initiation factor binding; single-stranded RNA binding. NCBI's taxonomy places the organism in Eukaryota, Metazoa, Chordata, Mammalia, Afrosoricida, Chrysochloridae. Gene Ontology annotation, biological process: positive regulation of nuclear-transcribed mRNA poly(A) tail shortening; DNA-templated transcription; transcription initiation at RNA polymerase II promoter. The coding region runs from base 1 to 519 and encodes 172 amino acids. The record is from RefSeq and is a predicted model, not a curated record. The transcript has 8 exons.